CGGGCGGCAGCAGCGCCCCGGGAGCAGAGCAGUUCUUGAAACCCCAAACAAAUUCCUGAAAAUCUUACAAGAACCCCGAGGAACAGCUCUGAGACGCAGAGGAAAGUAUAGUUCAUGGAAAUCUAAGGAAUUUCAGCAUCUUGAGAAUAUAUGAAGAGGGGGGUCAGAAUUAAGAUGUGAUUCUUUCCUGUGAAACCUUAUAUGGAAAUCUCAGAAACCAAAGGACUUUAGGACUCUGUGCCAAUCAAGAGUUACAUUAUAAUUCAGGGUUUGUUCUACCUCUCAUUUGUGUUGCCUUCUAAUAUCACACUUCAAGAAACAGCAACUAAAUUUAACGAUUCCACGUGUAAUCCAAAGAAAUCUGUUCAAGUGGACAUCUGUCAGCAGUUGAAAAUACUCACCCAUGGAAUGAGGGUAGUAAAAAGCUCAUAAUGGAAAAAUACUAAAUGUCACAGUUAAAAGCUAGGUUACUUGAAUUUCAAUAGAGGAGCAAAAAUGCCACCACCUGCAGCUGCACCCCCACUGCACACACCUCCGGAUGGAGGGUGGGGCUGGGUAGUGGUGGGUGCCUCUUUUAUCUCCAUUGGAUUCUCAUAUGCAUUCCCCAAAGCCAUCACAGUAUUCUUCAAAGAAAUUCAGCAAAUAUUCAACACAUCCUACAGUGAAAUAGCAUGGAUAUCCUCCAUCAUGCUGGCUGUUAUGUACGCCGGAGGUCCCAUAAGUAGCGUUUUGGUGAAUAAAUAUGGCAGCCGCCCCAUCGUAAUAGUAGGAGGCUGCUUAUGCUGCUUGGGAAUGGUGGCCGCCUCUUUCAGUAGCAGCGUCAAGGAACUUUACCUCACUGUGGGGUUCCUGGGAGGUCUGGGCCUGGCCUUCAACCUGCAACCAGCCUUAACCAUCAUCGGCAAAUACUUCUACAGGAGACGGCCUGUGGCUAAUGGAUUGGCCAUGGCAGGAAGCCCUGUUUUUUUGAGUACAUUGGCUCCUUUCAAUCAGUACCUUUUGAAUACUUUUGGCUGGCAAGGGAGCUUUUUGAUUCUGGGAGGCAUACUGUUGAAUGCCUGUGUGGCCGGGGCCCUCAUGAGGCCAAUUGGCCCCAGACAGACUGCUUCCAAGUCUAAAAUUAAGCUUGACGUAGCAUCAGAUGAUGCAGAUGUGAAGAAAAGCCAUAAGAAGAUGUCGCUCUAUCAGAAAGUCAAUAAGUAUUUAGAUUUCUCCCUUUUUAAGCACAGGGGCUUUCUGAUCUACCUAUCAGGAAAUGUUAUCAUGUUCUUUGGGUUUUUUGCCCCCAUUAUAUUCUUAGCUCCAUAUGCUAAGGACAAAGGCAUUGAUGAAUAUUCUGCAGCCUUCUUGCUGUCUGUUAUGGCUUUUGUAGAUAUGUUUGCCAGGCCUUCUGUGGGAUUAAUUGCAAACUCCAAAUUUAUCCGGCCCCGAAUCCAGUACUUCUUCAGUCUUGCGAUCAUGUUCAAUGGAUUGUGUCAUCUCCUGUGUCCUUUGGCACACGACUACACGACACUUGUGUUAUAUGCCGUAUUUUUUGGGCUUGGCUUUGGGAGUGUUAGCAGUGUCCUUUUUGAAACUCUCAUGGACCUCGUUGGCGCUGCAAGGUUCUCCAGUGCGGUGGGACUCGUCACCAUUGUGGAGUGUGGUCCUGUUCUUCUUGGUCCUCCCCUGGCUGGUCAGUUGGUGGAUAAAACUGGAGAAUAUAAAUACAUGUAUAUGGCCUGUGGCGCUGUUGUGGUUCUAGCGAGUGUGUGGCUGCUCAUUGGUAAUGCUAUAAACUAUAGAUUGCUUGCGAAGGAAAAGAAGUUGGAAGAAGCAAAAAAGGAGAAGAUGCACAGUCCUGAUUCCACAGAAUCUGAACCAUUGAACAAAAGUAAACAUUGCGAAGUUAGUAUCAAAAGUUCGAGAGAAGGGGCCGCUCCUUCAGAAAGAGAGACUAAUAUCUAAAAAGAAACACAUCUCUGGUUUCAGUGUUUAUGACUUUGCUAGGACUUUUCCCCCCAAAUAUCAUUUUUUUUUAUUGUUGUGGUGAGUCAUAAUUAAGGAUGGAGAUGAUAUUUUUCUCAAUGGCAAAUUUUAAUGAAGUCUUUUUAACAUUUUAUUUGGUUCCUUAAAUUUGAGAUUCUACAUAGAGCGAAUCUGUGCAAUGGGUUUAAUUAAGUGCGUGACUCUGAUCGUGGUGGCUGAAUAAUUUUAAAGUCUUCUAGAGACUUUCAGGCUUGGUUAUAGAGAUGUGAGUUCCAAUCCCGGUAUAAGCAGUGAGUAGGAGGAUGUUUAAUCUCAUAAAGUGACCCGUCUCCACAUAUCAUUUUUCUUUUUGACACUAAAGUAUCAAAUUGAAGGAAAAUGAGUUUUUUCCCUCUUGUGUGCGUACAUAUGUACUCCAUUCUCUCUUUCUCUCUCUCUCGCUCACACACACUCACACAAUUAUGCACACACUCAUAGAGUGUCUGGAGGAAAAAAAAAAGACCAGUUCAAGGGGGAUAUUAUCACUGCAAUUUUUUAAAUAAAAGAAAAACCCACAGAAUAAAAAUAGAUGUAUUGUAUCUCCAUUGUGCUUUACCAUGUGGAUCGUAAAACCCGACAAGAACAUGGGUGAAAACGAGGAUGGUCUUAAUCUGAAAUUGCAAGUCACUGCUGUAAAAAAAAUUGCAUUUUUUAAAUAAAUUUGAACAAAAGAAAAAACUCCACUUUAAACCAUUAUUUCUGAGCACUGUUAGGUUUGAUUAAUUCACGCACAUGAUUUUUUUGGAGGGAGGCGUUGAGGACCUGGUGCUAGAGAACAGAACCCUCAGACAAUUUUCAGAAUCCUCAGUUAAUGUGUAAAUCAAGUUAAAAGCCUAAAUGACUCCUAGCAAUAAGCUACGCCCAUUGAUUUUAGAAGAGGCUACCUAGAAAUCUAUAAUUUGAUAACCAGGGAUUUCUUUUAAACAGAACUUAAUUCAGACGAACCGUAAUACUGCAGCCUCAAAGUGGAACCAGUCAGAAUCCUGACUGAUAGGUUUACAAAUAGGUCAAAUUCUAAUUUUUCCCAGCAUACAGUGAUGAUCAAAGGGUUCCUGCUGGGAGUAAUCCAUCUGAUUAAAACCAUCUAAGAGUGGGAGGUGCUUCUAAUGAGGCUGCUAAGCUCUCAUUUCCCUCCCCUUCCCAAAAUGCAAAAGCAAAAAAAUUAAAAAAAAAAGAAAAUUACAGACCUUUUAACUCAGUCUCUGAAAAUACCUCAUUGUCUAAGAAGAACAGCACUUGAAUUCCCUCCUCCCCAGGGUGAGAUUUCACGCUGCCUGUGGACAUAACUAAGCCAGGAGAAUGUAAGAAAAGGCUUUUGGAACUGAAGGCUGAGUGUGACUUGAUAGCCACUUGUGCGGUGUAGGUAGAGCUCUUAACGCGACAGUGAGAAGCAGGCAGUGCUGCGGCCCAGGCUAAGAGAGAAGAGUUUCUCGUUCCCAUCGCUCUACGAAAGCAUCUGGGAAUCAGAAUCACUUUUGAAUACAGAGGCCUAGGAUAGUUCUGUUUGUUCCGAACUGUAAAUACCAUUUCAAGUGAAAAACGUGCUUUUAAACAAGAAGAAAUUGCAUUAUUACGACGAGUUAUAAAUAUUUAUAUCUAGAAUCUGAAAUUUAAAUGAAGUUCAUGAUUAAUAAAAACAUUGAGUGCUUGAUUAUUGAAGUGAUGUCACUCUUAAGAUGUCGAAAGGAGUUUGCAGUACAUUUUUUUUUUUUUUAAUUUCUGUAGAGGUAGGUGCUAUUCUUCUUCCCUAUAAAAUUGCUCCUGGAUACCAAGCUUUUGUGUUGGUUCAUGUUAAGGAUUUGAUUUGUAAAUAUAUGCACUGUUUAGGUACGUGGAUUUUACCUAAGUUAUAUGAAAUUCCAUCAUUCAUUUGACGUUUGCUUAUUUCCAUAUGAAGAAGUAUUCAUAUUUUCAAAUAUUAAGUAAAGCAGGCUGUGCCAAUAAAAUAGGCAAAUAAAUCAGGGACAAUGUGACAGUCUAUGGCUAUUUCAAUUUAAUUCCAUCUAAUCUUGAGUCUUGAAUUAGCUUUUUCGUAUUAGUGCUUUUACAUCUCGCUCUCAAUAUAUUCGUCACAAGAAAUGCAACAUCAUAAAUUGUGCAGAAAUUCUCACACCGUUCCAUAACAUGUCGUGAAUUCUUUGAAGAUACACAUUUAAAUUAAUACAGAUCUCAGACCCCCAGGGUAAAUAAACAGCAAAACAAUAAUGUGGAGCCCUAGAUUCUGCUGGGAAUAUGGGGGUGACUCCAUCCCGCAGCUUUCUCCAUGGAAGGAGUCAUAUUUACCAGGGAUGAGUUUAUCAGGGCAAGCCAGUUUGUGUCUGUUCUGUUGCUCCCGGGUCACCUUACCUCACUUUUCAUUUCAAACACUGAGUUUAUUAAAUUGUUAGAAAGAGGAAAGGGAAGUCAACCUGCACAUCCACAGCGCACGAGCUGAGGCAUCAGUCCUGCCCCAGCGGCACUGCACACACCACAGAUGGGCCCAGGUGCGGACUCCCGGACAUAAGGCGCUUUAGAAUGAAAUCAGAGCACCCUGGAAGCAGGGGUGCAAGCUCACAUCCAGGAGCCGCAACUGUUCAAGGGCAAAGUAAGCUUGUCUUCAUGUUCACUCUUCCCGUUCCUGUAAAUGUGUUAUCCCUGAAGCCCCUUUUACGUCCCAUACCUCGGUUACAGAGUGGUGCAGACGGCAGUGAAUAUAAACCAGGGUCUCACGAUCAUUCUCAGCAUAGUCAGCUUUAAGUUGGUCCAUGUGUGAAAACGGAGCACCCCCCGGUAGUCACUAUUGAACCUUAGACAUGCCUCGUCUACUGAUAGCAUGUUGGCGAUCCAUCGCCUUGCCCUCACCCUGCCUUCUUCCCCAAUCCCCUUUGUGGGUCUAACCAGCACACACUUGCGAGUCAGUGGGUUGCUCUGGUGUAAUUUAUCUUGGAAGACAGGAUUUUUUCUCAGUAUGAAUUCACGUGAUUCAUAAAUUUCAUUUCUCUAUUUCCAGCCACCUUGAUUCAUGGGCUCCUCUUAAACACUAGGAAAUAAAUAGAAUAACUGUAUUUGACUACGUAUUUUUAAUCUAGUUAUCUUGACUUAUCCUUUGACAGCAUAUGGCAAUUAAAAUAUAGAAAAGACCCAAGAUGUGUGAUAUGCUUUCCUAUUGAUGUUAUAAGAUACAGUAAUAUCCUUCAUCAGUGAGUUGACACUUAUUUUGCAUUUGAAAACGUACAUUAAAAAAACUCUCGAAUGUAAAAUGUAGAUUUUUAAUACGAUUUAAAAGCAUGAUUAUGUUCCUUAGGGAGAAGGCAUGCAAAGUGGGAAAGAAACUAAAUUAUGCCCUACAUUUUGCUUAUAUAAUAAGAUUUACUAUUCAACAUAAAGCAUCAUGGGUAGAUGGGUAGUUUAGUGGCCUGAUAUAGCAGGAUAUAGCAGGAUAUAGGAUGUCAUAAAACCAGAACUGAAACUCAGUUUUAUCUCAAAGCAGAAAGAGCCCCUAGGCUGUUAAUGUUAGAAGCUGCAGAAGCAAAGUCAAGUAAAAUGGAGACUCAGAAAUGUAAACACUACAUUGUAAGUCAA
Messenger RNA from Talpa occidentalis (Iberian mole), 5568 nucleotides. RefSeq names its product solute carrier family 16 member 7 (gene SLC16A7). Gene Ontology annotation, cellular component: membrane. The coding region runs from base 496 to 1947 and encodes 483 amino acids. Gene Ontology annotation, molecular function: monocarboxylic acid transmembrane transporter activity. The transcript has 10 exons. Lineage: Eukaryota; Metazoa; Chordata; Mammalia; Eulipotyphla; Talpidae. The record is from RefSeq and is a predicted model, not a curated record. Gene Ontology annotation, biological process: transmembrane transport; monocarboxylic acid transport.